Molecule: messenger RNA, 2227 nt
Organism: Syngnathus typhle (broad-nosed pipefish)
Lineage: Eukaryota; Metazoa; Chordata; Actinopteri; Syngnathiformes; Syngnathidae
Gene: erfl1
Product: Ets2 repressor factor like 1
Exons: 5
Coding region: 1-1311 (436 amino acids)
Biological process (GO): cell differentiation; regulation of transcription by RNA polymerase II
Cellular component (GO): nucleus
Molecular function (GO): DNA-binding transcription factor activity, RNA polymerase II-specific; sequence-specific DNA binding
Source: RefSeq, a predicted model, not a curated record
AUGGACUGCAACUGCGUCAGCGAUCUGCUGCUCCCUCCGGUACCCGCGCUUUGGACGCCAGGGUUCGCCUUUCCGGACUGGGCCUACAAGCCCGAAUCAAGCCCGGGCUCGCGGCAGAUCCAGCUGUGGCACUUCAUCCUGGAGCUGCUGCAGAAGGAGGAGUACCAGGGAGUGAUCGCGUGGCAGGGCGACUACGGCGAGUUCGUCAUCAAGGACCCCGACGAGGUGGCCCGACUGUGGGGUAUUAGGAAGUGUAAACCGCACAUGAACUACGACAAACUCAGCCGAGCAUUGAGGUAUUACUACAACAAACGCAUUUUGCACAAAACCAAAGGCAAGCGCUUCACGUACAAGUUCAACUUCAGCAAGGUGGUACUGGUCAACUACCCCAUCCUGGACAUGGCCAACUCGCCCUUCUUCCUGGCCCAGAACCACUUCAACGGAGGCUCCGGCGCACCCGACUGCACUCCCGAGGCCAUCCAGUCCCUGUUUCCUCGCCUGCCCGACUCGGGCCGAGCAUCGUCCCUGUUUGAUCGGGGCAGCGCAGCGCCGGGGCCCGAGGGAGACAAGCUGCGACUGGACACCUUUCCUUUCCUCGGUUCAGGUGGCCCCUGCUACACCAAACCGCCAUCCCUGCUGGGAGCGUACCCCCGCAGCCCACCCUUCGACUACCCGUGGGGCUUUAACCCCUACCUGCCGGGGGCCUUCUCCCUCAACAACUGCCCCAAACUGCCCCCUGGCUCCCUCUACCCCUCCCAGUUCUACCCCGGCCCAUUGCCCGGUGGCCUCUCUCAGCUGCCCCACCCUUUCUCCAACCUGCUGCCCCCAGGGGAGGCCGGCGGGGGUGGCGCCAACAGUGCAGCGGCGGCGGUGUCAGCAGGGGGACGACCCGGGCCUCUCCCCUACCAGGGUGGUCUGUCGCUGGGCCGCGCUGAGCUGGGCAACCCUCUGCUGGGCGGGGAGCGCGCCCGGGCCACGCCCCCCAGCCUGGGCCCGGGGCGCCAGAGCCCCACAGAAAGGCGGGGCGGCAUCAAGCGUGACGCUGAGUCGGACUCGGAUCUGGAGAUCACCGACCUGAGUGACUGCAGCUCAGAUAACGAGCAUGAUUUUGCUGUUGCCAAAGACGCCGCGUCGGGGGGGAAGAAGCCGAGGACGGUGGCGGUCUUGCCCCUGCCGCCCAUUUCCUCCCUGCCGCCGCCCGUGUCCACCCACCCUCUCAAGGGCCUGAUGCCCCUCACACCGCCACCGCCGCCCACCAUUUUGCAUGAGCACCACAGGGAGGCAGAGACCCUCAAAAUGAUCCAUAGCUAAUACUUCAGUUUUGAUUGCUUUGCUUUUCUGUCCUUUUGUCCACGUCCUCAACAUCAGACAUUUCCCCAAAAUUUACAGCAUAAAACUUAACUUCCCAGGGCCAUUUCAAUCUUCAAAUCUACAUGAAUGGCCUCGACUUGUUUCCUGUGCUUGAAUCAACGUUCACAAAGACACGGGCAAAUACUGCCCCCUGAUGGUGGAUUCAGUGGAAUGUUGUUCAAAUGACUUUCGUAGCUUGAAAUGGUUGCUUCUGUUUCUGGUUGCUGUUUUUGUUUUUUUUGUUUUUAUUUUGGUACAUUUCUGGUAGUGUGACAACGUUUUGCUUUUGAAUUCAAUUCCAAAAUCUUUCAUAUCAUAUGUUUUUAGUAUUUGAUAAGUUAUUUGUUUAUUUUGGUCUUGGGUUCUAUUGUGUCUUCAGGUAUUUAAAAUGACUUUGUCCCUAGGUGUGAGUGCGAGUGCGUAUAACCCCCCAAAAUGUUUAACAUUAUUGUAUUAUUUAGGGUUAAUAUCAUGUUCACCACGUUAAUGGAAAACAUUCGUCUUGUAUUUUAUUUCUUAAUAUAGUUCAAGUUGAUUUCACACAAAUUUAUAAUGAUGUCUUUUGGUUUGCCAAAUUAUUUUAUUGGAAGCUGCAUUGAAAAUGUAAAUUUUAUAUUCUUGCACAUUCUGAGGGAGGAACAAAGUAAAGAAAAGCGCAAAUAUUUGAGAUUUGUAUGAAUAUUUGCGAGUGUGUGAGCGUGUGCGUGUGUGUACAUUUUAAUAUGUUGUAUAUUUAAUGAUGAGCACUUAUGAGGAGAGCUAGCUGUAUCGUGGUGAUUUUAUUCUGUAUUUAAUUCACUAUUUGGUGGGGGGGGGGGGAUAAGGUUCUAAGCUUAUGUGUAUCUAAAGUUUCAAUAAUUCAUAAGCAGAUGUUUUC